This is a messenger RNA of Pseudogymnoascus destructans, 4017 nucleotides long. RefSeq lists its product as uncharacterized. The transcript has 2 exons. NCBI's taxonomy places the organism in Eukaryota, Fungi, Ascomycota, Leotiomycetes, Thelebolales, Thelebolaceae. Gene Ontology annotation, biological process: TORC2 signaling. The coding region runs from base 1 to 4017 and encodes 1338 amino acids. The record is from RefSeq and is a predicted model, not a curated record. Gene Ontology annotation, cellular component: TORC2 complex.
AUGGUUGGCCCACCGAGCACCCUGGGCUCGUCCGCGACGCCGACUCAGAAGACACUCCAAAACCAGCAGUCGACACCUUACCUCGUGGCCCAGUCGCGGGCGAGUCUGGAUCGGGAUGGCUCACAACACCCACGGUCCCAUAACGGGGCCCAGGUGCUAUCCUCGUCAGCCAUGUCUUAUGGGCCUCGAGGUUCCUCCUUGGCACCCCUUGCCGCGCCCGGGAGCUUCAGUUCAGAACUGCGGAGCCAAGCUGUGUCAUCGAGGGCGAGUUCGAGGGCGGAGAUGGGCUCUACUAUAGGCCUGGAAAGACUCGAAGAAGACGUGACUCAUGUGUCCGAACAAAUGAUUUCCGUAUUGAGGGAGAACCUCAACCGAGAGAUGAAGAUCAAGGAGGGCAGUGAGAAUAUGCUUGAAGCUCUCAACACGAAGAAGGCAAAACAAACCAAGGAACAACGGACACGUGUUGAGGCAGAGCUCAACUCCUCCAACAAGCGCAUUAAGGACUUGUUAUCUCAAAUCUCGGAGCUUCAGAGGCCACAGGCGCAGGCACCAUCUACGCCAACGCGAAUUCGCAUGGCUGGGCUGUUCCACAGUACUGGAUUGAGGUCUCCCCCAAGUCUAGCAAAGAGCGGCGCCACCGAUUCGAAUGACGAGGAACCUUCUGAGUCUCCAACAUAUGUCCUUGCUGAAAUUUUACAAGCUUUGGAAGUGGAGGGCCUGGCGCCAGACUACUAUGUUGGCCAUGCAAAUAAUCUAGUCGAACUUUUCAAGCGGCAUCCAACGUUGAAAUAUGAUCUGGUAUGGUCGAUAUUCGGUCUCCGAAUGCAGGUUAUGCUUCUUAGUGAGAGUAGAGAAGUUGUUGCCGCUGGAUAUCGCAUGACACGCCACGCAAUCUCCGACCUAAACUCUUUGCAAAAGAUUAGAAGCCUAAAUACGGACUACCUUGUCGUACUCUCUCUUAUCAAGGAAAGGAAAGCCGAUGUCGAGCGUGAGCAGGCGCUCAAGUUUGUGCGUGCAUUUCUUGAAGUGAAGGAUGGUGUACACGAAAUUUCGAGGGCUAUCGUGCGGACAAUUGCAUCUGUUGCAGAGCAUAAUGAAGAUCGGCUGAAAGCGAUAUGCAUUGAGACAUUGGCAGAAAUCAUGAUCAAAGAUCCAGCGCUCUUAGUUGCCGCUGGUGGGUUCCGACCCCUUACUGAUGCUCUCGGUGAAGGCGGAUAUGAAGCCUGUGAGGGGCUUAUUGCGGCAUUUCUAUACUUGCUUGAUGCUCCACAGCGGCGAAAAUAUCUUCGCUCCGGUUUUGAACUCGAGGUUCUGUUCACUACUUUUACCGAUUCAUUAUUCACCCGAGAAAGGUUACUGAAGCAGAAUGCCAAAGCUAUCUCAUCUGCGAUGAAGUCGUGGCCUGGCCUGUUAACGCUAUCGAUGUACGACUUCCGGGCUAUCAAAUCUUUAAUAUCUUCAUUGAUGUUACCCCACCAAGCCAUUCGCGAGACAGUUAUAGACCUGUUAUUCAGUCUGCUUCGAAUAAAAUCGCCCUCGUGGUCUUCCUCAUUUCUGGCUGGCCGGCGUUUGACAACAUACGGGCGCGUGGCCAACUUGAAAACUCAGCCGACUAAAGCCACCUCAUCCUUCGCAGUCGAAGAUGAAAGUGCUGAAAAGAACCUCACUGACCACUACACUGCUCUACUUCUUGCCGUUUUGAUAUCAUCGGAUAUGAUACCUGGGUUGCUUCAAAUCACCAGCGAGCCAAAUAAUCCGACAUUGAAACGCAGAGCUACUUUGCUUCUCGGGGAAGUUUUGAAACUCGCAAACAAGCUGCUGCCUCCCGCCUGGAGUAACGAUUUACAGUUGCUACCUGCUCUCUUCGCAGACGCAUCUCGGUUCGGUACAGAAGAGAGAUACAUUGCAACAGGAACUGUUUAUCAGAUGGAUAGCGUUAACCGUACUCUCGACAGGUCAACGCCAACGAACAACAACUCCAUUGCAAAUAUUGUAAAAAAUUCUAGCACCGACAGCCUCGACGAACCGCAGAAGAGCGUCCCUGGCCAUACUUUUGAUGAAACUUCUUUCCGACAAGUGCUCUUGGAUACGCAGGUACUGAACAGCACCAACUAUAUAAAGUGGAAGUGGGAUCUUAUCCUCAAGGUAAUUGAAGGGCCGUUAGUCAAUGGCAAGCGUUUGGACGAAGCUAUCAAGACAUCUAAGUUCAUCAAGCGAAUUGUCAGCUUCUAUCGACCGUUCAAGUACAGGUUUGCCGCUGUACGAAAUACUGGACCAAACCAAAAAUACAUCAAGGUGGGAUGUGCUCUGAUAAAGACACUACUUCAGUCACCGGAGGGUGUAAAGUACCUUGCUGAAAAUAAACUAUUGCGGCAAAUUGCCGAAUGCCUGGCUCAAUGUGAUCCGGCAAGCGGUAUAACAGCACAAUCCCCGAUGUUCUCCCAGUUUUGGCUUUCUGAGACGCUCCGGAGCGGCUAUUUCGCAAUGAUAGGGGUGUUGAGCGCGGACCAGAAAGGUCUGCAAAUGAUGGACCGCUGGCGGAUGAUCAACAUGAUGUAUCACAUCCUGGACCUAAAGCAACGGCCGGAUUUGAUCAUGCUUUUACUCUCAAACUUUGAUUACUCUUUACAUGGGCAUCCAAGAGUUCUGCUGUCCAAAGCUCUGACGGGUGGGACCAAAGACAUCCGCAUUUUUGCAACUAACGUCCUUCGAAAGUAUUCAACUCGAUCACGGUCGAAAACUCAAGGUGCUUUGAGGGUGAGCGACUCCAAAUGGGCCAUCCAACUCCUUGUUACUCAACUUUACGACCCUGAAAUAGAAGUUUGUGCCACAGCAAUCAAGAUACUUGAGGAGGCUUGCAACCGCAAAAGUUACUUGGAAUAUAUUGUCGAGUGUCGCCCGGCCCUUGACCAUCUCGGCGAGAUCGGUGCCCCUCUUCUAUUACGAUUCCUAUCAUCAUCGAUAGGAUACCAUUACUUGGAUGGCCUCGACUAUAUCAGCAAUGAAAUGGAUGACUGGUUUCUGGGCCGUAACGAUGCCUACGUUGCCGUAAUAGAGGCGGUACUGACACGUGCUUUUGCGGAACCCCAAGAAGAGGCGACGGGAAGGGUUAGUCUCGAUGAGGAUCUAUUCGAACCCGACCGCUUUGAAAAUGAUUCCCGUGUGCCUCCUCAUUUCUAUAAGGAGCUUGCGAGGACUAAAGAAGGGUGUAAGCUUCUCAGCGAUAAAGGUCACUUUGAUGAGUUUUCCGCAACUAUUCGCGAUUCCGGCAUGCAAACAGAGGAUCCGGAAGUCAUGCUCAAAGUCAAAGGCUGCCUUUGGGCUGUUGGAAACGUUGGCUCCAUGGAGCUUGGAGCACCAUUCCUCGAAGAAUCCGACGUUGUUGAGAAUAUCGUGAAGAUGGCCGAAAAUCAUCAGAUCAUGAGCAUGCGGGGGACAGCGUUCUUUGUGCUGGGACUCAUAUCACGCAGCGUCUAUGGCCUCGAGAUACUAUCGGAAUUAGGUUGGGACAGUAAUACCACGAGCAUGGGCGAGUCGCUCGGAUUAUGUAUCCCUUCCAAUCUUCGAAAGUUGUUUUUGUUUGCUCCAUGGGAGCACAUGAAACCAUCCGAUAUAACCCUGGGCGAUACGCAAAUGGUUUUAGGGGAAGAAUCAAGAAAGGAGACUGAUCCCAUCAAUAUGCGUAUAUUGCAGCUUAUUGUCGAUUUGGGGAACACAGUUCUCACAAAGAAGGCAACUAACGAACUGAUGCACAUCAAGCAACGAAAAGCCCCGGGGUUCAAACAGCAGGAGCUCUUCAGGAAAAUCAUGACAAUCCUUGAGUGCCACCACUUCCGAUUGCCAAUCCGGAGGUUUGUAGUGGAUUUAUUUGAUAGAAGCGUCAUGAGACGGAUAGUUCUUGACGAGGAGAGCAGUGACAACGAUGAAGAAGACCUGGAUAGCAGCGAUGGAAGCGAAGCGGGCACAGAGCGCCAACGGAGUAUUAGUGUUCCGACAGUACCGAGGAGACUUCAAUGA